AUGGCCCUCAUCACAGAGGCCUUUGCAGUUGGAGCGGCGCCGCCCACGCUGCCUGCUGCCAGAUUCGGAGCAGCACCUCGACCAGCACAGGAAGUGCCGGAGCGAGGCCUGGGCGUAUCCUCCGCAGCUGUCGCAGCCACGGUGCUGGCAGCGGGCGUCGCAGCCAAGAGGCGACUUGGGACCAACCGAUGCAGGUUUACGAUCUGA
Messenger RNA from Symbiodinium natans, 207 nucleotides. Lineage: Eukaryota; Dinophyceae; Suessiales; Symbiodiniaceae. The record is from the annotation of a GenBank genome assembly.